AUGUCGAAACUUGCAACUCAAUCUACGGCACAUAGGCAGGCUAUAGUUGUUGGCUCUGGUCUUGCUGGGCUCUCAGCUGCAUCACAGCUCAUCUCCCACGGCGUUGCUGUCCAUCUCUUGGAGAGAUCCGUCAAACCAGGAGGCAAUUCCAUCAAAGCCUCCUCGGGAAUCAAUGGCGCGCCAACCAAAUACCAACCUGGCACCCCGCUAUUUGAUACACGAUUCUAUGAAGACACAAUAAAAUCGGUCGGGGGCGUGAUAUCAACCGCCAGGAAAGAGAGGGAAGAUUUAAUCUCAACGCUGACGAAUUCAUCAAGUGAUGCUAUUUCCUGGCUGGUUGAUGAGAAGUGGAUAGACCUCAGUGUUGUUGUCCAACUAGGAGGCCACAGUUUUCCCCGAACACAUCGAGGCGCAGGAAAAACCCCUCCGGGAGCUUCGAUUGUGACAACGCUCCUAAAGUCGCUCAAAGAACAUCCUUUAUUUUACCUCGAAACAUCCUGCCUCGUCACUAGUGUGUUAAAAUCUGGGGAUGAGGUCACAGGAGUCGAGUACGACUGCGAGGGUCAGACAAAGCUCCUUCAUGGACCGGUGAUAUUCGCAAGCGGGGGUUUUGGUGGUGAUGCAGAGGGAAUGCUCGCUCAAUACCGCCCGGAUCUCGCUGGCUUUCCUUCUACCAACGAUCCCAGGCCUGGCUCUCAAAAUCUUCUCACAGAUGUUGGAGCGCAGCUCCGAGACAUGGAAUUCGUGCAGGUCCAUCCAACCAGUUUCGUUGACCCCAAAGACGCACGAAAUCCCGUCAAGUUCUUAGCUGCAGAACUGCUUCGUGGCGAAGGGGGACUGCUACUCCAUGAUGGAAAGAGAUUUAUAAAUGAGAUGGAAACAAGGAAGAACGUCACUGAGGCCAUAACUCGUUUUCCGGCAACCGAUUCCUCGCCGCGACAAUGGGACAUCCAACUUGUGCUCGACGAAGGUAUAUACGAAAAAGCUACUUCACAUAUCGAUUUCUACGUCUGGAAAGGUCUGAUGCACAAAACCACCAUUGAAGAACUUGGGCCAACAGCCCUCUCAACAAUCCAGGAGUAUGCCAAAGCGGCAGCGGGACAUGUCCCCGACCCGCUUGGUCGAAACUAUUUCGCUCAAUGGAAAUUGUCCGAUGUGUCAUCUGAGUCAGUGGUAUAUGUGGGUAAGAUCACGCCUGCGGUGCAUUUCACGAUGGGAGGCGUGGUAAUUAGCCCGCGGGGUGAGGUGUUAGAUGCUAAUAAUAGGCCGAUUAAGGGGCUGUGGGCGGCUGGAGAAGUGUCGGGCGGAAUCCACGGGGAGAAUCGACUUGGUGGCUCUUCGUUGCUGGAAUGUGUGGUUUUUGGAAGGAUUUCUGGAGAUCAGGCUUUUGAUUAUUUGAAGGAGGUUAAGCAAUAG
Messenger RNA from Venustampulla echinocandica, 1416 nucleotides. RefSeq names its product Flavocytochrome c. Lineage: Eukaryota; Fungi; Ascomycota; Leotiomycetes; Helotiales; Pleuroascaceae. Bases 1 to 1416 code for a protein of 471 amino acids. The record is from RefSeq and is a predicted model, not a curated record. Gene Ontology annotation, molecular function: FMN binding; oxidoreductase activity. The transcript has a single exon.